Messenger RNA from Phaeodactylum tricornutum CCAP 1055/1, 874 nucleotides. RefSeq lists its product with no specific name. The transcript has a single exon. The coding region runs from base 137 to 847 and encodes 236 amino acids. Lineage: Eukaryota; Bacillariophyta; Bacillariophyceae; Surirellales; Neidiaceae. Gene Ontology annotation, biological process: translation. Gene Ontology annotation, cellular component: ribosome. The record is from RefSeq and is a predicted model, not a curated record. Gene Ontology annotation, molecular function: structural constituent of ribosome.
UAAACUUCAAAGAGGUGAGCGACUACCAGUAGUAACUUUGAACUUGCGAUUGCUAUCCAUUGCGGUCAUUCCCUGACCAUUCAGCUCUAACGGCGCCCCUGAUUUCCAACAAAGAUCUCCUUCGUUGGUUUAAUCCAUGAAAAUAUCUUCCGGGUCCAGUGCUUUGAGGGCCGGCUACUUUCUAGCCCUGUGGACUCUGGUGCGAGCCAAAACUCUACUAAACGCUGCAUUUGUCCCUGCUGCUUCGCCAUCGGCAGCUUCUCGCUGUCAAACGCAGCAAGACUUUCUGCACCGGUCACCCGGUGAAUUUUCGAUAUCUCUACAAGCCAAGAAAAAGAACGCACCGCCAACGAGUAGUGCCAAGAAAAUUCAAGUGAAGCUGCUUAAGUAUGUCGCUGGAACAGGCCAGGCCGGGGAAAUCAUAAUGGUGACGCCACCCUUUUUCAACAAUAAGCUACGACCGACCAAAUCGGCUGUUAUGAUCACGGAUGAAGAAGUUGCAAAGGAGCAAAUGGAAUCAAACGAACAGCAGCGUCAGCUAUUGGAACAAGCGAACAGAGUGAAGCAAACGCUUGAAGCUCUUACGGUACAAAUUUCUCGUAAGGCUGGACCAGACGGUCAAUUGUUUGGAGGUGUUGGACCUAAGCUAAUUAUGGAUGAGCUUGCAUCCAAAUUAGGCGGCGAAGAGUUUUUGGGCUCAAAAGGGGUAAAAAUUGCCUCCAUUACCGACCCCAAUGGGAAAAAAAUGCGUGGCGACAUCAAAAACACUGGUGAAUUUGAAGCUACAGUAACUUUGGCAAAAGACGUAUCAGCCAAGUUAACUGUAACAGUAAAGGCCGAAAGCUGAUCUUAUAUUAGCUUGGAACGCGAAUAC